CAGAAUGGAGAGCCACAGACGCUGGAGUAGGAGGGCGAGCGAGCCAGGGCUCGGAGGCGAUUCCUGAAGGUGGAUUGUUCCUGUUGUCCGUCAAACUAGUGUUGUUGAGAAUGAUGUUCUUUCAAGCAAUUAGAAUGCAAGAGCGGGAAACAAGCCUGUCAAGUUUAGUUUUGAUAUUUCUUUCGCAGAGAUCUAAAAGCUUGAUGAAUAAUUGGGGGAAGCCUCUGGUUUCUUGUUACAAUAUUCAUGAUUGAAGGAUGGCCCCACUUCGAUCUAUAGGGUACACUGAUCCAGGAUGGGAUCAUGGUGUUUCUCAGGAUGAGAAGAAGAAAAAGGUGAAAUGCAAUUAUUGUGGGAAGAUAGUAAGCGGGGGAAUAUACAGAUUAAAACAACAUUUAGCUAGAGUCUCUGGUGAAGUUAAAUGUUGCAGAAAAGCUCCAAGGGAGGUUAUAUUGGAAAUGAAAGAAAAUUUGGAAGGAUAUCAGGGUAGCAGAAAGCGUAGAUUGGUUGAGGAUCAACAACAUUUGUCUAAUUUUCAAUCAAAUGAUGAGGGUGAAGGAGUAAAUAUUGGUUACAAAUGGAAGGAGAGACUGGGAACCAGCAGCCAAAGUGCGGGUCCAAGCAUCACAAUUCUCCGUUCUUCUGGUUUUGUUGAUCCUGGUUGGGAGCAUGGUAUUGCUCUAGAUGAGAAGAAGAAAAAGGUGAAAUGUAACUAUUGUGAGAAGAUAGUAAGUGGGGGUAUAAACCGUUUUAAGCAGCAUUUAGCUAGGAUUCCUGGUGAAGUUGCUUAUUGUAAAAUGGCUCCUGAGGAAGUAUAUCUUCAGAUAAAAGAAAAUAUGAAAUGGCAUCGUACGGGCUGGAGAAGAAGGCCUGAAGUUAAAGAACAUAAUGCCUUUUAUGUGAACUCAGAGGCUGAAGAAUUUCUAGAUGAUGGUAAUAAGCCUAUGCAGUUGCCCGGCGAUAAAGAUGUCUGCUUCGAUCAGCCAAGAAGAAAAGUGGAGAGUUCAUCUUUAGCUAUAGAUGGCAAUGAGGAGCAACAAUUAAAGCUCAAUUAUUCAUGCAAAAGUCAAUCAACAUCAAAGUUUAAGCGGCCUAAAUUAAAAACGGGGGAUAUAAAGGGCCAUAACGAUGUAAUAUCUGCAAUCUGUAAAUUCUUUUAUUACGCUGCUGUACCUUUUAGCGUUGUAGACUCCCCGUAUUUCCAUAAAAUGCUUGAUUUGGUUGGUCAGCAUGGACAAGGAUUGAAAGUCCCUUCUGCCACUGAAAUUUCAGGUCGAUUACUCCAAAAUGAAGUUGCAGCAAUAAAAGAACAAAUAACAGAAGUUAAGGCUUCAUGGAAUACCACAGGCUGUACUGUUAUUUUAGAUAAUUGGAAAGAUGUGCAAGGAAGAACACUAAUGAAUACGCUAGUAUCUUGCCCUAGAGGAACUUACUAUAUUUCUUGUAUUGAUGCAUCCGAUAUAAUUGAAAACGUUUCUAGUCUUUUCAAAUUAUUGGACGGAGUAGUUCAGGAGCUUGGAGAAGAAAAUGUCGUGCAGGUGAUCACAGAAAACACAGACUGUUUUAUAUCUGCUGGAAAGCUGCUGCAGGAAAAUAGAAGAUGCUUAUUUUGGACACCGUGUGCUAUUUAUUGCAUCGACCAAAUACUCGAAGGUUUUCUGAAAAUAAAAUGGGUUGAAGAGUCCAUUAGCAAAGGCCAAAAGAUCACCAAAUUUAUUUAUAACCAUAUCUGGUUACUAAAUCUUAUGAGAGAGGAUUUCACUGGAGGAAGAGAACUUCUUAGAUCAGCCUCUACUAAGUUUGCUACUAGUUUUUUUACAUUGCAAAGCUUGCUAAGUCAUAGGUCGGCUCUCAAAAGAUUGUUUCAGUCUAGUAAAUGGCUUUCUUCUCAAUUAACCAAGUCGGAUGAAGGAACAGAGAUUGAGAAAGUUGUUAUGAACUCCACAUUCUGGAAAAAGGUACAAUAUAUAUGUAAAACUGUAGAACCUUUGUUGAAUGUGAUUAAAAAGAUUGCAAGUGGUGAAGCCUUGCCUAUGCCUUUUAUCUAUAAUGACAUCUACCGAGCAAAGGCUGCUAUAAAAGCUAUUCAUGGAGGUGAUGAGCGGAAAUACAGUCCUUUUUUGAAUGUGAUUGACAGUUUUUGGGAUUCUCUGUUUAACCAACCUCUUUACCUGGCAGCAUAUUUCCUUAAUCCAUCAUUCCGUUAUCGUCCUGAUUUCAUGGCGCUGCCAGAGGUGAUUCGCGGUCUCAAUGAAUGCAUUACUCGAUUGGAACCAGAUAGCGGGCGGAGGGUUUCUGCUGUUGCUCAGAUUUCUGACUUUGUUCUUGCUAAAGCUGAUUUUGGAACUGAGCUGGCUUUAAGCACAAGGUCUGAAUUGGAUCCAGCUGCAUGGUGGCAACAACAUGGAAUUAGUUGCUUGGAGCUGCAGCGAAUUGCUGUUCGCAUAUUAAGCCAGACAUGUUCGUCCUUUUGUUGUGAACACAAGUGGAGUGUCUUCGAUAAUGUUCACGGUUCGAGGCAAAAUCAAACGGUACAAAAAAGAUUGGAUAAUUUUGCAUAUGUGCACUAUAAUUUGAGACUCAGGGAGAGGAGGUUGAAGUCAUCAAGUGAUGACUAUAUUUAUCUUGAUAAUUUUUUGUUAGAAAGCUUGUUGGCAGAUUGGGUUAUUGGAACUGAGAAAACAGCCGCGCAGGAAAAUGAGGAAAUUCCUUGUGAUGAGAGGGCGCAACGAGGGAGUCAUCAACAUGAGGUGAAUGAUGAUGAAUAUUUUGAUGUAGAGGUAGGGAGCAAUGUGUUUGGGCAUAUUGCACACACUUCACUUCAUCCUUCAACCGCAGGAGCUGUAAAUGAUGUGGAUGAUGCUGAUCUAGACUUUCUUGAUGAAGAUUAUAGUGAUUAG
Phalaenopsis equestris is the source of this 2900-nucleotide messenger RNA. RefSeq lists its product as uncharacterized. The transcript is spliced from 7 exons. Gene Ontology annotation, molecular function: protein dimerization activity; DNA binding. Bases 258 to 2900 code for a protein of 880 amino acids. The record is from RefSeq and is a predicted model, not a curated record. NCBI's taxonomy places the organism in Eukaryota, Viridiplantae, Streptophyta, Magnoliopsida, Asparagales, Orchidaceae.